AUGGAAUCUAUCCGCGAUUCGCCAGAUUUUCGUGUUUACAAGUAUUCCUGUCAUACUUGCAAUUUCCAUUUCCCAACAGAGAUACGCUUUGAAAAACACAUCCUUGAAAGCGAUGUUCAUAAAUCUUUCAAACUUACCUCUGAAACUGCCGAUGAUCUCGGUUAUCUUUCUAUCUCGGAUACCGAGACUCGACCGGAUAUUCACCAAAGAUAUUCUAGUCAUCAGCCCCGAGCCACCGAAUUCUAUCAAUGUAUAAAGUUCGAUUGCACAUGCCCACAGUUCGAGUUUUUCAACCCAACGCAACGUCCACUCGCCUCUACUACAGGUGAACUUUCUGAAUAUCUUCUUCUCGAUGGCUCUGCCGGAAGUUCGCUGAAGGCGGAAGCGAUAGACGACGGUGGAGAAGAAGAAAAUCUCAGAAUCGUGUUUCCCGCUGCAAACUGGCCUCGUUCCCCCAGCGAAGAAGACGAUGGGCCUUCUAGCCUUCCUCCCGACCGUGGUAACGAACAAGGGGGGGUAGCUGCAGGCCGAGAGCGGAGAGAUGAGGCCGCUGCUGUUGCUGAGGCCCAGAGACGCCUUAAGAUACAGGAUGAAAUCAAUCAAAAGAAACGCUUUAACAAGGGGAAGACCCGUAAAACUGCUCGGAUAAUGAGGGAGGCGGCCAAUCGUGCGAGGUUUGAGGAGAUUUUGGCGCAAAAGGUCCCCAACCAAAUCAAAGAAGAAGUCAAAGAGGACAUCAAAAUAAAACUCACCAAACCAACCCCUUUAGAAAUUGCACAGGUUGUGAGACGGGAGAAAGAGAGUGUUGCAAAUUGGCGUAGGAAAAUGGGUAUAAGUGAUUAUAAGGUUGAGGAGAAAAAGCGCUUGAACGAACUAGCUAAGCAAAUCCAUGCUCUCAUCAGAAACACCUUACUCGAGAUUGCUUUGCAACGAAAAAAUGUACAGCGCGAAAAGGAAGACAUCCGGUAUAAGAAUGCGCUAUUUUUCGAGGAUGAAUACGAAAAUGUCGCCAUCGACCACGAGUUCAGCGUUGAGGACAGGGCCCUAGAGCACCUCCGGAGGAUCAGGGGGAAAGAGUCAGUAAAGUUGCGAAACAUCGAAAAAAUGGAUGAUAAAGUGGAUGAUCUGGCUUUGGAUCAUGUUCAGGACAUUGGAGAAAGGGGAGAAGAAAGAUACCGGCAGAUGGUAGGAAAGAAACAGACAAAGUUUUUGAAUUGUCUGAAGAUUGAUGACACUGUUGAUGAUGUCGCUUUAGACCACCACCAAGAGAUCGGUGAAAGGAAAGAGGAAACCCAUAGAAGAGCCAUGGGAAGAUCUCAGACGAAAAAAAUAGCCGAACUUCACAUGGACGAUACAGUCGACAAUAUUGCACUGGAUCACGGCCAGGAAUUAGGGGAAAGGGGAGAGGAGCAGUAUCGGAGGACCAUUGGUAGAGUACAAACCAAGAGGAUCAAUGACCUACAGAUGGAUGAUACAGUCGACAACAUUGCACUGGAUCACGGCCAAGAACUGGAGGAAAGGGGAGGAGAACGGUAUCGAAGGACCAUUGGUAGAAUACAAACCAAGGAGGUCAAUGAUUUACAGAUGGACGAUACAGUUGAUAAUCUGGCACUGGACCAUGGCCAGGAGCUGGGAGAGAGGGAAGGAGAACAGUAUCGAAGGAUCACUGGUAGAAUCCAGACCAAGAAAAUCAAUAACCUACAGAUGGAUGAUACAGUUGACAAUAUUGCGCUGGAUCACAACCAGGAAUUAGGAAAUAUGGUUGAGGAGCAAUGUCGACGGACCGUUGGUAAAGCCCAAACGAAAAACCUACUUGACCUUCCAGCUCGAAUGGAUGACAUAGUUGACAGCAUGGUAAUGGACCAUGACCAGGAAUUAGGGGAAAGGGGAGAGGAUGUAUCUCGGAGGACCAUUGGUAAAACCCAAACCAGGAGAAUCAAUGAUCUCCGGAGGGAUGAUAUGGUUGAUGAAAUGGCAAUCGAUCACAAUCAGGAAAUAGGAGAAAUGGUUGAAGAGCAAGGUCGAAGGGCUAUUGGCAAAGUCCAAACCAAAAAUCUGUCUGAUCGGCCUGCCCGAAUGAAUGAAAUUGUCGACAACCUGGCAAUGGACUAUGACCAAGAGCUGGAAGAGAGAGGGAAAGAGCAGCUUCGGAGGUCUGCUGGCAUGGCUCUAUCCAAGAAGAGGGCCGAUGUUGCGGCAGACGACACGGUUGAUAAUAUGGUGGUAGAUCAUGGUCAAGAGCUAGGGGAAAGAGGAGAAGAGCGGCGUCGGGUUCUCUGCGGCAGGGCUCAGAACAAGGAGCUGACAGGAGUCCUCGUAAACGAUGCAGUUGAUCACAUCGCGCUUGAUCAUCACCAAGAGCUGGGAGAAAAGGGGGACGAGCAGCGCCGAAAGGCCACAGGAAAGGCUCAGAACAACAAGAUACAAGCCUUGAAGAGAGACGAUGUCGUUACUAACGUUUCACUAACCCACGAUCAAGAAAUCACCGAAAGAUCUCAAGAGCACGUACGAAAAGCCGAUAGCCAAAGAAGCAACAAGAGGCUAAAGGUGAUGGAGGGGUAUGAGGAGCGCGCCAUAGUCGACAUCGCAAUGGGCCACUUGCAAGAGGUCGGCGAGAAGACAACUCAAAGCCAGCGGAGAACCCUCGGCUUGCAGCAAAGCACACAACUCAGCGCCUCCCGAAACAACGAUGUGGUGGAAGACCUCGCCAUGGACUACAACCACGGCCUUGGCGAGAGGGACCAGCAGCACUUGAGAAAGGCCAUUGGCAGGCAGCAGACCAGAACCCUGGGGGCAGCAGGCUUCCUGGCGAAGUAUACGUCUUUUAGCCAAAACUUGAACACCAAUACCUCCGCCACCGCCGCCGAUAGGGCGGUAACCCCGUCUGGGAACGUUGGAGAAAACGAGGACGGUGGUGUGAGAGACCAAAGAGAGCCGGCUGACAAUAGUGAUGGUGAGAGCACUGUCAUCGCCACUCCUCAGUUGACGAUCCAGCAGAAGCGCGCAGCGGCGCAGGCAAGGUAUGAUGCGAUUGUGAAUGAGAUGGUGGGGUCUGUGGCGCUGUGA
Messenger RNA from Morchella importuna, 3066 nucleotides. RefSeq lists its product as uncharacterized. Bases 1 to 3066 code for a protein of 1021 amino acids. The transcript has a single exon. The record is from RefSeq and is a predicted model, not a curated record. NCBI's taxonomy places the organism in Eukaryota, Fungi, Ascomycota, Pezizomycetes, Pezizales, Morchellaceae.